Molecule: messenger RNA, 1416 nt
Organism: Arachis stenosperma
Lineage: Eukaryota; Viridiplantae; Streptophyta; Magnoliopsida; Fabales; Fabaceae
Exons: 3
Coding region: 1-1416 (471 amino acids)
Source: RefSeq, a predicted model, not a curated record
AUGAGCACGAUCUCACAAGAUCAUGCCAAGUUGGACUCAGACACAAUUGCUGAUGCCAUUAGGUUGUUGGUCGAAGUAGACCCAUCGAUAAAGGUGAAGUCUAUUAUUGCAGAAGUUCAAUCCAGGUUCAUCUAUACUGUUAGUUAUCGCAAGGCUUGGUUGGCAAAGCAGAAAUCUAUCGCAAAAAUUUUCGGUAAUUGGGAAGUUUCUUACCAGACUCUGCCGGUAUGGUUGAAAGCAAUGACAGCGAAGAUGCCGAGGUCUUGUGUCCAAAUAAAGACGCUCCUCGUUUACCGUGAGAGUGAGGAGGUUCAAGGUGUAACAGUUUUGCAUCGCACUUUUUGGAGUUUCUAUCCAUGUAUAGUAGCCUUCCGAAACUGCAAGCCACUGGUGCAGGUUGAUGGCACACACUUGUACGGAAAAUAUAAAGGUGCACUUCUAGUUGCCGUUGCACAAGAUGGGAACCAAAACAUUGUACCUAUUGCAUUUGGAAUAGUCGAGGGUGAGACGGUAGACAUGUUGGAGUUUUUCCUAACCAACUUGCGGAGAUAUGUUGUUACCAAUGAUGGCGUUGACAUUAUUUCUGACCACCAUAACUCCAUCGACGUAGCAAUAGCUCGCAGUAACGGUGCAUGGUCACCACCAAGAGCGUGGCACAUGUUCUGUAUCAGGCACAUCGGGUCCAACUUCUUAAGGAGAUUUAAGGCUCCGUAUUUGCAUAAACUUUUGGUUAACACAAGAUAUUCAAGGACGGAACAGGAGUACAACAAAAACUACCAAAGGCUUCAAGAGCGGGGUGAGGUGUCCACGCAAUGGUGUGAUGAGAUCGGUGUUGAGAGAUGGGUGUUGGCAUUCGACAGGGGUCAUUGUUGGGGACAUAUGACGGCAAACUUGGUAGAGUGCAUAAAUUUUGUCCUGAAGGGUGCAUGCCACCUUCCUGUGACUGCCAUUGUUAGGUCUACUUUCUAUCGGCUAAACGAAUUAUUCACUCGGAAGAGCGUCGAGGCUCAUGAGAGUGUCCGCAAUGGAUUCACGUAUUCAGAAUUUGCCACCAAAAAAGUCGAGCGACUUCCAUGUUACCACGUCCUUGCAUGUUGCACUAACCAGCAUCUUGAUUGGCAAGUACAUGUGCACGAUAUGUACAAGAUGUCCGAAAUUUGCAAGGUCUAUAGAGGCGAGUUUGUCCCGAUGGGUGACCCAUCUACAUGGGCUCUGUAUGAAGGAGCGAAGGUGAUUGCAAACUGGACAUUGAGGUGCGCGACCAAAGGAAGACCCAAAUCAACCCGCUACUUGAAUGAGAUGGAUUCACGGGACAUGCGUGGUCCUCGUCGGUGUACUACAUGUGGACGGGAGGGACAUAGCCGUAGCCGAUAUCCACAGCACGCAGGUCCAAGCUCUACCGGGGGUCAAUUGUGA